AUGUCCGUGUUUUCACCAGAUCUUAGAAUAAACGUAUUGGCUUGUUUGUACUGGCUGCUGCUGUUUGCAGCUACCGCCGAAGAUCCACUGUCACGUCAGAAACGUUUUUUGAUUUUCCCCCGUGCUAAUCCGCAACGCUUGCAGCUGAUCGGUGGAUUUGGCAUUCCGGUGGACCUCCAGCAGGAGUCAAUAACUGUUGGAUAUGUGAUAAAAUGCGUUUACUAUUUACCGUGGAACUCGUCCCAUUUGAUACCUCCUUUUCUGGAUCGCCACGAAUUCGAAACGGUUCAACGAAGAGAUACGUGGUCCGUCCCACUAGUGUUACCAGCUGGCAACAAUUGGCAGGAAGAUGGACGACUCAUAAUUUCCGGAAGUGACUCCCUGCCGCAAUCGCCACUCGCAGAAUCUCGAUGGAUAUUUUAUCGGGCCUUGGAACAAAUAUUCGAACAAAAAGGCUACGAUGGUCACAGCUGUGUAUUGCGAGCUAUUUGCGAAUCUUCUGAAGCGGCUUUUUCCCACACGAGUGGACUAAUAGGAGAAUUGUUGCACAUCAUGUUCACACCUUCAACCAGCAACGAUGAGGUGGCAGACGACGCCAGCCAUGCACGGUACCGGCAAGCAGAAAGAAUUUUGUCGAGCGUUAGUCCGCAGAACCAACAUUCGGUUUGUGAAAGCAUGUACGCUGAGUGUACCAUUUCAUUGAUUGGAUCUUUUAGUAACUAUUUGGAGCAUUUAACACAGGCUACCUGA
Anopheles bellator is the source of this 750-nucleotide messenger RNA. RefSeq lists its product as uncharacterized. Lineage: Eukaryota; Metazoa; Arthropoda; Insecta; Diptera; Culicidae. The transcript has 2 exons. The record is from RefSeq and is a predicted model, not a curated record. Bases 1 to 750 code for a protein of 249 amino acids.